AUGAUUGUCUCGAAUUUGGGAAAUUGUAGAGCUCUUCUGUGUACUCGAGAAGGAGUUGAUAAGGCCCUUACAAGUGAUCACAAAGCAGAAAGAAUCGAAAAUCAGAUAAUAAGGGGAGGCUAUGUUGCUGAGACAAGAAUACUGGAAUUGGAAGAAGAUAUGGAGUUUCUUGCCUUAGCUUCUGAUGGUCUUUGGGAUGUGGUUAGUAAUCAAGAAGCUGUUGACACAAUGUUGAGUGUUUUAGCUCAGGCAAAGACUCCUAAAACAUUCAACAUUGUGUCAGCAGCUUCUUGA
Microthlaspi erraticum is the source of this 294-nucleotide messenger RNA. NCBI's taxonomy places the organism in Eukaryota, Viridiplantae, Streptophyta, Magnoliopsida, Brassicales, Brassicaceae. The record is from the annotation of a GenBank genome assembly.